GAAGUUGAAGAACUUGAUUGUCGUACGUUGUGAUCGAUCCAAAAAUUCAAAUGAAACUCUCCUCUGAUAUAUAAAUAAAUAAAUAUAUAUAUAUAUAUACACACACACACACACACACAGUUGCCACAACCUUCCAACUUUCUAUAUAAUUUGGUUUUGGACACUCAUAUGUUCUUACUCUCAGAAUCCUAAGGCUAAACUGCAAGAGGGGAGAGAGAGAGAGAGAGAGAGAGAGAGAGAGAGAGAGAGAGAAGCUGUAAGCUGGAGAAGCAUGGCUUGGGAACACAUACUCGGUUUUCGGAGUGCCAUUAUAAAUUUUAGGCUUCUUCAAUUUCGGACAGAAUGGCUCCAGCAAAACUUGUCCUGCCUAUCCGAGCACAUUAGCAUCGGUAUGCAACUUGGUUUCCUUGGCAUCUUGGCACUACAUUUUGUACGUAAAAUCUGCAAACAAAGAUCAAAGUUCCCAGACAAAGGCACAGAGAAGUAUGGCAGCAUUGGCAUACGAUUCAGCACCACCUACAAAACCAGCAUGGCUUGUUCCCUUCUUCUGAUGUGCACUCAUUUCGUAGUUUUUGUGCUGUUGCUAAAUGGAAGGGUGACAUACUGCAACUAUAAGUUUCGUCCUGUUUCUUCGGAGAGCAUGCAGGUGGUAUCGUGGGCAAUUUCAUCAGUUGCAUUAUACCAGAUUGCGAAUAGUAAGUCGAUCAAGUUCCCUUGGCUAUUAAGAGCGUGGUGGCUUUGCAGCUUCUUCUCGUCUAUUAUCUCCGUGGCUGUUGAUACUCAUUUCCGACUCACCUACCAUGGCGAGCUUAGGUUACAAGAUUAUGCUGGCUUCCUAAGUCUCCUUGCAUCCACCUGCCUAUGUGGUAUUUCAAUACGAGGGAAGACAGGACUAACAUUCGCCAUCCCAAAUGGCGUUACCGAACCACUUCUCAACGGAAAAGCUCACAAACAUUCUGAAGGAAAGAGAGAAUCUCUAUAUGGAAAAGCCACUCUUCUCCAACUCAUAACGUUCUCUUGGCUCAAUCCCUUGUUUGUCAUUGGAUACAAGAAACCCCUUGAACCGGAUGAAGUCCCAAAUGUUGAUAUCAAAGACUCUGCUGAAUUUCUGUCACGCUCUUUUGACGAGAAACUAAAAUUUAUCAAGGAGAGAGAUGGAACCACAGACCCAACAAUCUACAAGACAAUCUAUUUAUUCAUCAGGAAGAAAGCAGCAAUUAACGCAAUGUUCGCUGUAAUAAGUGCAGGAGCAUCAUAUGUUGGUCCAUACCUCAUUGAUGACUUCGUAACCUUUCUGAGUCAGAAGAGCACACGAAGCUUGCAGAGCGGUUACAUUCUUGCACUUGCCUUUCUAGGAGCUAAGAUGGUUGAGACGACAGCACAGAGGCAAUGGAUUUUUGGGGCUCGACAGCUAGGCCUUUGGCUUAGAGCUGCACUUAUAUCUCAAAUUUACAAAAAGGGCUUACUUCUGUCAAGCAAAUCCCGCCAAAGCCACACUAGCGGCGAAGUCAUCAAUUACAUGAGUGUAGAUAUCCAAAGAAUCACAGACUUCAUCUGGUACUUAAACAUAAUAUGGAUGAUGCCUAUUCAAAUCUCAUUAGCAAUCUACAUUCUUCAUACGAAUCUUGGCAUGGGUUCUUUUGCUGCAUUGGCAGCAACUUUGGGGGUUCUUCUUAUCAACAUACCGAUGACUACAAUGCAGAAAAGAUACCAGACUAGGAUCAUGGAAGCAAAGGACAACAGGAUGAAAGCCACAUCAGAAGUUCUUCGAAGCAUGAAGACGAUUAAACUUCAGGCAUGGGAUAGUCAGUUCCUACACAAGUUAGAAAGCUUGAGGAAGAUAGAGUACAAUUGGCUGUGGAAGUCACUGAGACUGUCAGCAAUUGGGGCUUUUGUCUUCUGGGGAUCACCCACAUUUAUCUCUGUGGUGACUUUCGUGGCGUGCACGUUUAUGGGAAUAGAACUCACAGCGGGGAGAGUUUUAUCAGCAUUGGCCACCUUCAGAAUGUUACAAGACCCUAUAUUUAAUCUGCCUGACUUACUCUCCGUGAUUGCACAGGGAAAGGUUUCGGCAGAUAGAGUAGCUUCCUAUCUCCAGGAAGAUGAAAUUCAGCAGGAUGCCAUUGAACAUGUUCCGAAAGAUCAGAUGGAGUUUGCAAUUGUUAUAGAGAAUGGAAAGUUUGGCUGGGAUACUGAUUCAAGCAGAACAACUCUUGAUGCAAUAAACUUAAAAGUGAAGAGGGGUAUGAAAGUAGCAAUUUGUGGGACUGUCGGAUCAGGGAAAUCCAGCCUGCUGUCGUGCAUUCUUGGAGAAAUACAGAAAGUUUCUGGCUCAGUGAAAAUCAGCGGUACAAAGGCUUAUGUUCCUCAAUCUCCAUGGAUACUUACAGGAAAUAUCAGGGACAAUAUUCUAUUUGGAAAUGCAUACAACAAGGCCAAGUAUGACAGAACUGUUAAAGCAUGUGCUUUGGAGAAGGACUUUGAGCUAUUCUCUGCAGGGGAUCUAACAGAAAUUGGAGAGAGAGGCAUAAAUAUGAGUGGAGGACAGAAGCAAAGGAUACAGAUUGCUCGUGCGGUUUACCAGGAUGCUGAUAUAUAUUUACUUGACGACCCUUUUAGCGCCGUUGAUGCUCACACAGGCACCCAACUCUUUGAGGACUGCAUGAUGGGAAUUCUCAGGGAAAAGACUAUACUUUAUGUCACCCACCAAGUUGAGUUUCUUCCAGCAGCAGACUUCAUUCUGGUAAUGCAAGAUGGAAAAAUCGCACAAGCUGGAGGAUUCGAAGAGCUUCUGGCACAAAACAUAGGAUUUGAGCUUUUAGUUGGUGCUCAUAGCCGAGCUCUAGAGUCAAUCAUCACAGUUGAAAAUACUAGUAGAGCUUCUCAAGAUCCAACACCUGACAGUGAAUCGAACACAGACUCCACUUCAAUUGCAGAACUUCAACAGACGCGACAGGAAUCAGAGCACAGUCUCUCUCUAGAGAUUACAGAAAAAGAAGGAAAGUUGGUACAAGAUGAAGAGAGAGAGAAAGGGAGCAUAGGUAAAGAAGUUUACUGGUCUUAUUUGACCAUCGUGAAAGGUGGGGUGCUAGUACCAAUUAUAAUCUUGGCACAGUCAUCAUUCCAAGCGCUACAGGUAGGUAGUAACUACUGGAUGGCAUGGGCUUCACCUCCUACCAGCGAGACCGAACCUCACAUGGACAUGAGUUUCGUAUUACUUAUUUAUAUACUACUUGCCGUUGGAAGUUCACUUUGCGUGCUAUUACGAUCCUCCCUAGUUGUAAUAGCAGGACUUUCAACAGCACAGAAGCUCUUCACAACGAUGCUACAUAGUGUGCUCCGAGCACCAAUGUCCUUUUUUGAUUCAACUCCAACUGGAAGAAUCUUAAACCGGGCAUCUACUGAUCAAAGCGUGCUCGAUCUGGAAAUUGCUAACAAAUUAGGUUGGUGUGCUUUCUCAAUAAUACAGCUUUUAGGGACCAUUGCAGUGAUGUCGCAGGUAGCAUGGGAAGUCUUCGUCAUCUUCAUUCCAGUAACUGCAAUCUGCAUAUGGUAUCAGCGAUACUACAUACCAACAGCAAGAGAACUGGCACGUUUAUCAGGCAUAGAAAGAGCUCCGAUCCUCCACCACUUUGCAGAAUCACUAGCAGGAGCUGCGACAAUCCGUGCUUUUGAUCAACAAGAACGAUUCAGUGAUUCAAAUCUCAGUCUUAUUGACAACCAUUCCAGGCCAUGGUUUCAUAAUGUGUCAGCAAUGGAAUGGCUUUCUUUCAGACUAAAUCUGCUCUCCAACUUUGUUUUCGCCUUCUCAUUGAUUCUGUUGGUUACCCUCCCAGAAGGAGUUAUAAAUCCUAGCAUUGCAGGGUUGGCGGUAACAUAUGGAAUAAAUCUGAAUGUUUUGCAAGCUUCUGUUAUAUGGAACAUAUGCAACGCAGAAAAUAAGAUGAUCUCAGUCGAGAGAAUUCUGCAGUACUCAAAACUAAAAAGUGAAGCACCUAUGGUAAUCGAAGAGUGCAGGCCACCAGUCAACUGGCCACAAGUUGGAACAAUCUGUUUCAAAAAUCUGCAGAUUCGCUAUGCUGAGCAUCUCCCAUCUGUUCUGAAAAACAUCAACUGCACAUUCCCCGGACAGAACAAAGUUGGUGUUGUAGGAAGGACCGGAAGUGGGAAAACAACCCUCAUACAAGCCAUUUUCAGGGUAGUUGAACCUAGAGAAGGAAGCAUUAUAAUUGAUGAUGUCGACAUCUGCAAAAUUGGCCUUCAUGACCUAAGAUCAAGGCUUAGCAUCAUUCCCCAAGACCCAACAAUGUUUGAAGGAACAGUUAGAGGGAACCUCGAUCCACUAGAGCAAUAUUCCGACAGUGAUGUUUGGGAGGCUCUAGAGAAAUGUCAGUUAGGUCAUCUGGUGCGUGCGAAGGAAGAGAAGUUGGAUGCCUCAGUGGUCGAAAAUGGCGAAAACUGGAGCGUGGGGCAAAGGCAGUUAGUUUGUCUUGGAAGAGCCUUGCUGAAGAAAAGCAGAAUUCUGGUAUUGGAUGAAGCAACGGCAUCAGUUGAUUCUGCAACUGAUGGAGUGAUACAGAAGGUCAUCAGCCAAGAAUUCAAAGAUCGAACGGUUGUCACAAUUGCUCACAGAAUCCACACAGUAAUAGAUAGUGAUCUGGUUUUGGUCCUCAGUGAUGGACGGGUUGCAGAGUACGACACGCCAGCCAAGCUACUAGAGAGAGAAGAGUCCUUAUUUUCUAAACUCAUAAACGAGUACUCAAAGCGAUCCCAGAACUUCAACAACCUAGCAAAUCUUUAAAUAAACCCAACUUCUGAAGUAUCAUAGAACAAUCAAGUAGUUUAUUUUAUUUUGUAGCUCGAAUGAAAAAAUAAAAAUUAGUAGCUUAUUUUAUUCUAUAUAACUGCAGAAUUCAUGAGAA
Molecule: messenger RNA, 4922 nt
Organism: Pyrus x bretschneideri (Chinese white pear)
Lineage: Eukaryota; Viridiplantae; Streptophyta; Magnoliopsida; Rosales; Rosaceae
Product: putative ABC transporter C family member 15
Exons: 11
Coding region: 272-4801 (1509 amino acids)
Biological process (GO): transmembrane transport
Cellular component (GO): plant-type vacuole; vacuolar membrane
Molecular function (GO): ATP binding; ATP hydrolysis activity; ABC-type transporter activity
Source: RefSeq, a predicted model, not a curated record